AAGAAGCUUCAUCUCGCCUUCACUAGCUUUUGUUGUCCGUGUCCAGUUUCUCCUAAAUCGAAAUGGAAUUGACGUUCUCUCUUAUUGUACAGUUUGCAUACAUAUGCUGCGUUUAUUGCGAGAGACACCAUCUCCUGUUUGUUUACACCGUCCUCAGCAAACCUGAAGGAGUCUCUGGUCCUGUGUUCAGUGCAGUGUGUGUGUAUGACGACAGAUCGAUCUCUCACUACAGUAUUAAAGAAGGAACCUGGAAAAGAGAUCGUUUGGAUGCAGAAAUCUGGAGAUAUACCAGAGAACCUCAUGAAUCUAGAGAAUGGUUCAUAAAUCUGUUUAACUCUCUGGCAAACUGCAGAAGCUCCAGAUGUGAAGGCCUCCAUACACUACAGAGGAGAGUCGGCUGUGAGGUGGAGAAACAUCCAGAUGGAGCAGUGAUGAAUGUGAACGCACUUGACGAGUACGGAUAUGAUGGAGAGGAUUAUAUUUUCUUUAAUUAUUACAUAACGCAGUGGAAGGAGAAAAGACCAAAUGCAAAAGAAACCAAAAUGAAAUGGGACGCUGACAGAUUUCGCAAUCAUCUUCUCCAGUUCUACCUCAAAGACUGCAUGGACUGGAUCUCCACAUAUAAUGCUUCGAUUAACACUCCUCCAGUUCUUCACAUGUUUGCAUCUGCAGCUCCUCAUGACCAAAGUGAGCUGAAUCUGACCUGUCUGGCCACUGGCUUCUACCCCAAACACAUAGAGAUGAAGAUCACGCUAAACAACAUCACACUCCAACCCUUCAGCUCUUCUGGAGUCAGACCCAAUGAUAACCAAACCUUUCAGAUGAGAACCAGUGUGAAGAUGCACCGAGAUGAGAAACAGGGCUAUGAGUGUCACGUCCUUCACAGCGGUCAGACAUUUACAACAUCAUGGGAUAGAAGUCCUGGUUCUAGAUGGCAUUAUUGGGCAGCAGUAGCUGCAGGUGCUCUUGUGAUUGAAGUUCUAUGCAUCACAUAUUUCAUCUACAAAAACAGAAGGUUCAACGGCCAGAUGAACUGCUGUAGUUCCACCACAGAACAUCAUGAAAACAUCACCUCAAGAUCAGCGGAUCCCCUCACUGCAAGUGAUUCACAUGACAGCAUUGCACUACUGUAGAUACACACUGAGAAGCAGGAUCCUUGAUGUGUCAUCUAUGAUUAUAUCAUGUCAUGAGUGAGUAAGUAACUUUUUUUUUGCAGUAUUAGGUUUUUAAUUGGGAUUACAGGACAGCCUAAAAUUUACACAAGAAAUGAUGUAGAACUUUUAACAGUAACACACUGUUUUAAUUUAAUUUUGUUUGCUUUAAUUUUAUAUGCUUAAUUUUAUAUUUGUUUUGUCAUCACAUCGUUGAAUUGCUAUUCCCUUUCCUGAAAACACAACAAAGCUUUAUUAUUACCUCAAACUACUUUUUACUUUUCUCAGUUGCUCAGUUCAGUCAGUUCAGUUCAGAAGUCUAAAC
This is a messenger RNA of Carassius auratus (goldfish), 1476 nucleotides long. RefSeq names its product zinc-alpha-2-glycoprotein-like. NCBI's taxonomy places the organism in Eukaryota, Metazoa, Chordata, Actinopteri, Cypriniformes, Cyprinidae. Gene Ontology annotation, cellular component: external side of plasma membrane. The record is from RefSeq and is a predicted model, not a curated record. Gene Ontology annotation, biological process: immune response. The transcript has 6 exons. The coding region runs from base 63 to 1133 and encodes 356 amino acids.